Molecule: messenger RNA, 1711 nt
Organism: Fomitiporia mediterranea MF3/22
Lineage: Eukaryota; Fungi; Basidiomycota; Agaricomycetes; Hymenochaetales; Hymenochaetaceae
Exons: 8
Coding region: 1-1347 (448 amino acids)
Biological process (GO): glycogen biosynthetic process
Cellular component (GO): cytoplasm
Molecular function (GO): alpha-1,4-glucan glucosyltransferase (UDP-glucose donor) activity
Source: RefSeq, a predicted model, not a curated record
AUGCCCGAAAGACAUUGUAGGGAUUGUUCGUCCCCGGAGGAGGACGCUUCUCAGUACCGAAAAUACUCUGCUCUGAGAUUAACUAAUGCCCCCGCGGAAGAUUGUGUAGAUGUGUCUACGACAGUGUCGGAUAUCACUGCGUACAAGGCUGAGCACCUUCUCAAGUGUAAACCGGGCGGAGUCGUUCCGAAUGGGUUGAACAUUGUGAAGUUCCAACUAGGCGGUACGAGUACCGUAACAAGGGUGUCGAUAAUAGAUGUGUUCAUUGAAUCGCUAGCGCGUCUGAACUAUCGACUGCAAAAAGUGGAGUCCACCAUCACGGUUGUUGCAUACAUUAUCAUGCUUGCCGCGACCCAGUCAUAUACGUUGGAGGCUCUCAAGGACCAGGCUGUCAUUAAACAACUUCAGGACAUCGUCGCCGAUAUCCACUCUCACAUCGACAACCUCCUGUCGGAACAAGACAAGGUGUUGUUGAAACAGCGAAUCUUCGCUCUCAAACGCAAUUCGCUACCUCCUGUUACAACUCAUAACAUAGCAGACGAAGCGCACGACCCCAUUCUCAUUAUUAUUUUCCACCCGGACUUCCUCGACCCAAACAACCCGACCCUUGGCCUGGAUUACAGGGAAUUUGUCAGGAGCUGCUAUGUCAGCGUCGUUCCGAGUUAUUACGAGCUUCAGAAUACACUCUGGCAGAAUAUGUGUGUACCGCCAAACACGACGAACCUCUCCGAAUUUGGAUCAUUCACGCAAGAUCUAAUCGAGGAACCUACAGAUGAAGGGCGCUACAUCGUUGAUCGUCGUGUGAAGUCAAUCGAAGAAACUGUCAACCAACUAACAGACUGUGUAUUCUCGUUCUACAACAAGACGCGGAGACAACGGACUAAUCAGCAUAAUCACGUUGAGAGGCUUUUACUGUUGUUGGAUUGGAAGAAUUUGGGGAUUGAGUACUCGAAAGCGAGGCAGUUGGCGCCGAGUCGUGCAUAUCCGGAUUCGUUUAGUGAUGAGGAUGAGGAGUAUGAUUCUGCUGCUGGGAUGGAGAGGCCGCCGUUUUCGAUGCCUGGAAGUCCGAGGUUACGGGCUGGGAUGGUGACGCCUGGAGAUAUGGGUACUUUGACGGAAGAGAGGUUGAGUACGAGCGAUUAUCAUGGAAUGAUGGGGCCAGGGAAGAAGGAAGAAGAGGAAGGCUAUCCUUUCCCAUUGGUGAUGAAGGUCCGUUCACGCGCAAGUUCGAUCCAAUCCGGCGCAAGCACGCUUGGUGGCGGAGCGUACAAGAGCCCGAGCGAGAGACUUGCAGCAUUGAGCCACGUAAACCAGAGUCAGGAGGUGAAGGUGAAUGGGGCGUACUAAGUCUGGCGACAAGGCUGUGUUCUUGUCGGAUUGAUAAGAAUAGCAUUGGUCCUGAAAUAUUUGUUGUUUGCGCCUUUCAACGGUUUUUAUACCUCUCUGUUACGACCCUUGCAAAAUUUGUCUUACCGCUCCUUGCCCCGUCCCGUCAUAUCGCCACGUCGUGUUUCCACUUUUGAAUUCCUUCCGUCAACAAUUCACUAUUCUCCUUUCUCCUUUCCUCAACUUUCACGUUUUACUUUUCAACCUUCUCACUCGAUGUGCUACACUGUUGAUGUUGAUGUUACCCGUUAUCAUACAUUUACAUCAUUGUUUCCGUUCAGUAAUCUUCUACUCAUUUACAUGUUCAUCAAUACCUCUGUUGUUC